AUGGAGAAGGGCUCCAAGACGACGCUGACCCCCGUGUCCAGGAACACGAGACUGACCCUUGUCCUUGCUCUGGUGACAUUGAUCGCUGCCUUUGGAUCGUCUUUCCAGUAUGGAUACAACGUUUCGGUGAUCAAUUCUCCGUAUCUGCUCAUGCAAGAUUUUUACAAUGAAACCUACAUGGAAAGGAAUGGGAAAUACAUGGACGAAGACUUAAUGACCCUCCUCUGGUCUCUCACGGUGUCGUUCUUCCCGCUCGGCGGCUUCUUCGGGUCACUUCUGGUGGGACCCAUGGUGAACAAGUUUGGCAGGAAAGGCACCUUACUGAUCAACAAUAUCUUCUCCAUCAUUCCUGCCAUCCUCAUGGGAAGCGCCCGGGCGGCAAAGACCUUUGAGGUGAUCAUUGCUUGCCGCAUCAUCAUCGGUAUCUGCGCAGGCCUCUCUUCCAAUGUUGUUCCCAUGUAUCUUGGAGAGAUGUCUCCCAAAAACUUGAGGGGAGCCUCAGGGGUGGUACCACAGCUCUUCAUCACCAUCGGGAUCCUGGCCGCCCAGAUUUUGGGUAUGCGGAUGAUCCUGGGAAACUUCGAAGGCUGGCCAAUACUGUUGGGUCUCACUGGGGUGCCAGCCGCACUGCAACUUGUCCUGCUCCCAUUUUUCCCGGAGAGCCCCCGAUAUCUGCUGAUCCAGAAAGGAGACGAAGCCGGUGCCAGGAAAGCUCUGAAGAGGCUGCGAGGCUGGGAGGAUGUGGAUGACGAGAUAGAAGAGAUGCGGCAAGAAGACCAGGCGGAGAAAGCCGAGGGGCGCAUGUCUGUGAUCACGCUUUUCACAUACCAGGGUCUCCGGUGGCAACUUAUCUCCAUCAUCGUGAUGAUGAUGGGACAACAGCUCUCCGGCGUGAAUGGGGUUUACUACUAUGCGGACAAAAUCUACAAGAGCGCUGGGGUGGAGGAGAACAACGUUCAGUUUGUCACCGUAGGGACAGGGGCUGUCAACGUCGUCAUGACUUUUCUAGCGGUUUUUAUUGUCGAAUCUUUGGGCCGGAGAAUUUUGUUGCUGGUUGGUUUCGGGAUCUGCUGCGUGGCCUGCGCUAUAUUGACCGUCGCUCUGAAUCUCAAGGCUAUAUCUUGGAUGCCGUACCUCAGCAUUGCCUGCGUCAUCUCCUAUGUCAUUGGGCAUGCCGUUGGAGCAAGUGCCAUUCCAAGCGUGAUGAUCAUAGAGAUGUUCCUGCAGUCAUCCCGCCCCGCAGCGUUCAUGGUGGGAGGGUCGGUUCACUGGCUCUCCAAUUUCACCGUCGGGCUGGUCUUCAAUUACAUGGAGAAAGGACUCGGGCCUUAUUCGUUCCUGAUCUUCUGUGGCGUUUGCUUGGUCACUGUGAUUUACAUCUUCAUCGUCGUCCCUGAAACCAAGAACAAAACCUUUGUGGAGAUCAACCAAAGCAUGGCCAAGAGGAACGGCAUCGAGGUGGCCAACAAAGAGGAGCUCACGGAUUUCACUGCCAUCUCUGUGCCUUACAGCAAGAAGGUGGAAGUGGAGAGGAACAGCACGCUUUGAGGUGCUCUGACCCAGGAUCAGUUGCCCUCCAACCUUUCCCUUGGUUUGGGACCAAGUAAGCUCCAGAUGGGGCAUGCCAAUGCCAGGACUUUUCCCCACGUUGUUGUGGGGUCAGGUGUAAAUAAAUCCAUGCUGCUGUGCAUAGUUUUUUUAAAAGUGGCCCUUCCUUAAUCUUUUCCAGUCCUAAGGACAAAAAUGUGCCCCUAAAGUCCGAUCCGCUAGAGUACAUUUUGCAGUCUUUGAGUGCCUCGCUUAUGGAAAUAUACCUGCUCUCCAACCAUCCUGAUUCAAGAGGGACAGCCCUGGUUAAUCCUCUUCUGUCCCACUUUCUCAGUUGCUUUUAAAAUGUCCUCGUUCCUCUUGCUUCCUUCCACUUUCCCCCUUCAUCCUUUGCCUACUUCAGGUGCUUCAAUGUCCAGAAGUAGUUAACUCAGCAGGAGGGAAAAGGAAAGGUAAGGAUGGGGACCAUGCCCUUCCUAAACUCAGUAUAUAAAUUCCAAAGCUUUUCUGCCUACAAACAUUAGUCUUCUGAUGCAACUUGGCCAUGUGUGUCUCAGAUUUCACUGUGAAACACUGGAGGUUAAGAAGAUAUUCAGCAAACCAGGAGACCUUUCCAAAGAGCAACUGUGAAGCUUAUCUCCAUUUCCAAAAUGCUGCUCAGUCCAAAAGCAAUAGGCAAAAGAGGAGGAUGUAAAAUUCAAGAAGCUGUCCCAUGUCACUGAAUGUAAGUUGCUCAUGUUCUUUAAGUACCCCAUCCUUCCUGAGGUCCGCUGUACAACUGGAACUACUAUAUGCACCAGAAAAUGUUACCCACCACAACAUACAACUUUUGCUUAACCUGGGACCUUAGGCAAGGCGAGCGGAUGGCUCUUUUGUUUCCACGCUCUUCAGAUGGAAGCGUAAAACCAUCUGAACCUUGAAAAACUGGUGGGAGAAUCUGGUGCAUGGAUUCGGGGAGAACACUGCUGUCAUUUGAUCUUGAUUUUAGAAACUUAGCCCACACUGUGAGCCUCCAAGCAACAAUUAGGAUUCAGUCCAUUGCCAAUGUGCCUUGAGAUGUGAAGGACUUCUCUAUCGAAAUGACAUUUAUAAAAGCAGAGUCAUGAUAUUUGAAUGGUUUCCCGCGUCAUGCGGAAAUUGGAGAUACAGUAUAAGAACUUGGGCUGGGUUUUUGUUCCCUUCAUUUAACAUAGUUCGGAGGCCCUUCCUUUCCUGUGCCAAAGGCAUCCCUUUAUUUAGGAGGCUUGUGGCAACAUUUCCAUUCCACCGAAGGAGGCCUGCAAAUGGAAAUCAAGGAAACUCGAUCUGUCCAGUGACUCCUGGGAUCUCUUGCCACCCGGGCUGAAAAAAGACUUGAUGGAGUUGCUAACAGGACUUCAAGUCAUAUGAUCAACCCAGAAUAACCUUGAAUAUCUUGUUGGUGUUUCUUUUGCGGUGGUACCUGUCACCAAGAUGUAACUCUUAGGGUGCUCAAGGUUGCAGACAUAUGCAUAAGUUGCAUAAGUUGAAUAGCAGCCUCCACUUCAGAGAUCCCUUCAAACUUUCUUCUGGAGCCACCAGAAAACUUGAGACUUAGUGUUGUAACGGAGAAUGUAUUGCCUUCUGGAUUUAUUGGACUGAAGCUUGCAUCAUCCUGGACCAUUGGCAGGGCUGAUGGGAGUUGCAGUCUAACAAAAUUUGGAAGGAACUGGCAGCAUGAACUUUCGUAGCUUUCCACGAACGAACACUCAUGCUGCCAAAUUCUGUCUUUCAGUUAGUCUCAAAAGGUGCUACAAGAUCGCUUUACACACUGGUUUUACAGACUAAGAUGGCUAUAUCUUUAUCUGCAAUUACAGAUGUGCAACCUCAAGUAACUGUUCUGUGUUCAGCAAUACUAUAUAUUCAUGGUCUGUUAGUGCCACAUUUGUAAAUGCCCUCCCAAACCCACCUUAACAGCCAACAACUGCACCAAGAAAUGGAGAUCUAUUCAACUGUUCAUUAGAUGCCAAGGUGCUGGCAAUGCCAUCCUCCUGUGCCCCAAUUCACAGCUGAAUGGACCCUCAUCACAUAAUAUGGCAGUCAUCUUUUUAUCCAUGGUUUCAGAGGGAUGGAGGACAUAACUGUGAAAAUAGAUUGUUGCCAUUAGACCUCUCCUGCAUUAUAAUAAUGAAUGUAUGGACCUAUUUAACAUGGUUGCAUCCGUACUACAGAAAUAAUCCAUGCUGGCACCCCUUUUACUGCUAUGGCUCCACUGCUAUGGAAAUUGUAGUUUGGUGAGACAUUGAGCCUUCUCUGUCAGAGAGCCCUGGUCCAAACUACAAUUCCCAGGAUUCCAUAACAUUGACCCGUAACAGUUAAAGUGGUGUGAAACUGGAUUAUUUCUGCAGUCCAGAUGCAGCGCUUGUGUGUCCAAGUGGCAAGUCUAAACUAUCAGUUUUGGUUAUAGGUUUGCAUUAGCUUGCCUCCCUGCCCCAUUUUUGCUGCCUGUUUGGUCUUUAUAACACCAGAUAUAUAUCUUUAUUAUCCGAUCACUGACCUGACCUUAAUUUCCAAAUGUUAAUGAUUGAUCUGAGUUUCUAAGUGAGUGUUUUGGAUUUUGUUUUAAAAGAAGGGCAGCAAUAAAACAGUACUCGUUGGUGAAAGAGUGGAAAGAGAAUAAUGUACAUAUCUCGAAGUGUAUGUUUUUUUUUUCUUUCCUUUUCUUGGUUUGUUUUUCCAGAGAGGAAUAUAUUUUGUAUAAGGGAUCACUGUGAAUUUGUUUUGUAAAGUAGGAAAAAUUAAAAAAACUAUU
Molecule: messenger RNA, 4318 nt
Organism: Sceloporus undulatus (fence lizard)
Lineage: Eukaryota; Metazoa; Chordata; Lepidosauria; Squamata; Phrynosomatidae
Product: solute carrier family 2, facilitated glucose transporter member 5-like
Exons: 12
Coding region: 1-1548 (515 amino acids)
Biological process (GO): monosaccharide transmembrane transport
Cellular component (GO): membrane
Molecular function (GO): hexose transmembrane transporter activity
Source: RefSeq, a predicted model, not a curated record